Molecule: messenger RNA, 1084 nt
Organism: Sardina pilchardus (European sardine)
Lineage: Eukaryota; Metazoa; Chordata; Actinopteri; Clupeiformes; Clupeidae
Product: low choriolytic enzyme
Exons: 10
Coding region: 45-947 (300 amino acids)
Biological process (GO): proteolysis
Molecular function (GO): metalloendopeptidase activity; zinc ion binding
Source: RefSeq, a predicted model, not a curated record
GUCUUUUCAUUAUCGUGAAAGGCCGACUGAAACAGCCCUGUAUCAUGCACAUGUCAAAGAAUAGCCUUAUAUUUUUCACUUUUGUAAUCUUAUAUUGUUUAUCAAUCCUUAUAGAUUACAACACUGUGGUCUGUGUUCCAGUAAAGGGGUUUGAACAGCAUGGUGGUCAUACCGUCAAACUUAGUAACCAACAAUUCGGUGCACUUCCAUUUCACCACACGAAUGAGUGGCUUUCUAACCUUGCGGAACUCAGCCCAGAGACCAUAAAUGGUGUAAUGGAUUCACUGGAUUUUAUAAAGGAAGGGGAUAUUUUUAUACAAUCUGACAGAAAUGCUGUUGAUGUGGUAUGGCCAAGUGAAAAUGGAACUGUGUCUGUGCCCUACAUAAUCGCACCAGACUUGGCUUCCAGGACUGAUGAUAUUCUAGAAGCUAUGAACAUGAUCUCAAACAAAUCCUGUGUCACAUUCCAUCAACGUGAAAAUGAGAUUCACUACUUAAGCUUCAAGUCUCAUCGUGGAUGUGCAUCUUAUGUUGGGUUCAUUGGCGGAGAACAGUAUAUCUACGUCGGCCGUUACUGUACUGUGGGCAACAUUUGUCACGAGCUGCUGCAUGCCCUCGGCUUCCAUCAUGAGCACUCACGAACUGACCGAGACGACCACAUCGAAAUAAAGUUUGAGAACGUAAUUAUAGGAAAAGAAAGGAAUUUUAGGCGGGUGGACGGAGACCAGUUGGACUUACCAUAUGACCUUGACUCCAUUUUGCAUUACGGAAGGUGGUUCUUCUCCUCCAAUGGAAAGGCCACAGUUGUUUCAAAAAGGGAUGAUGUAGAAAUUGGCCAGAGGACUCACCUAAGUGAACUUGAUGUACGAAGGCUUCAAAAACUAUACGAAUGUGACACUACUCACUCUGAAACAACAGACACAGCUCACUCUGAAAUAUUUCCAUGAAGCCAGGGAGGAGAGAAGACCACAGUACAAGGAUGUCUGUUUGAAGUGCCUUUUGGAAGAUAUGCGAUGGACACUGGUAUGCAUUAAAUAUGUCCAGUAUGAAAUGACUCAUAAUGCUUUGCCAUAAAGUAUUUUCA